Messenger RNA from Bradysia coprophila, 1220 nucleotides. RefSeq names its product protein maelstrom homolog. Gene Ontology annotation, biological process: negative regulation of DNA-templated transcription; spermatogenesis; regulation of miRNA-mediated gene silencing. The record is from RefSeq and is a predicted model, not a curated record. NCBI's taxonomy places the organism in Eukaryota, Metazoa, Arthropoda, Insecta, Diptera, Sciaridae. Gene Ontology annotation, molecular function: sequence-specific DNA binding. Gene Ontology annotation, cellular component: P granule; nucleus.
AUGAGUGCACAAAAGCGAAGAUCGUUUAAGAAAAAAUUGGAAAAGUACACUUCGCAAAGAAUCGCUUUAUCGGUAAUCGACCAAAAACAGAAAGAGUUAGAUGAGGAAUGUAAUACGAUGAUACGUACAAUUAAGCGUACCGUUGCGGAAGCAUUCGUCGCAAACACCAUUGCAUCUGAGGAAUUUUACUUAAUUUCUGGGAAUUAUUUCACUAAAAUCGAACAAGAAUAUCUACCUGCGGAGAUUGCAAUGGUGAAGUUUUCGUUCGAAAACGGAAUUACCAACAAAUACCACACCUAUGUCGCUCCAGAAAAUAUCCAAAUGGGUUAUCAGGCCGACGCGAUAGAGCAUUCAACAAAUACCCACCGGCUGGCUGUACCUCCUAAUGCCACAGGCGAGAGGAACUAUCAACGUAUUUUGAACGAAAUGAAAAGAUUCAUGGGCGAACCGACGCCGAUUCUUUUUACUUUCGAAGAAAAUAUUGCCAUGAUCAAGUCGUUCAUCCGAUUGUUCGCAAAUUCUGGAAACAAUGACGAUAUUAAGGUGUAUCCGUUGCAUCAGCUAUUCUACGAAAUUAAGGUAAUGACCGCCAAAAACAGUGCGAUGGAGCGACCAUCAUUCGGAUCGAUUAACAUUGCCAAAGAACAUCUGCGACGCUAUGAUUGCGUGUUGACAGCUGGUACUGCAUGUGCGUACCACGAACUGGAUUGUGGGAAACACUGUCCCUUGAGCCAUGUUCAACAUUGGGCGUACAUUUUGUUCCACCACAUUUGCGGCGAUUUGAACAUUAAGCUGAUUUCUGGUGAACAUUCUCCAUGUGAGGGACAAUCAUCACGCUCCGCAAUCGCAUCGAAUGUAGUUACGGGUCUGACUGCUCGGGUCGACCGAGUCUUGUCAGUUCAAAACGACAAAGAUAUUCCGACAUUGGCCAGCCGCAUUAAUCGUAAAAGACCUGGUGGAGCGUUGAAAAGUCCGAAGAUCUCAACAUUUGAUAGCACUUGAAAAUAAUAUUAAAGAACAACACGGAUAACACGACACGAUAACCUGAGGAAAUUUCAACCUUCUUUUUAUUCGAUGAAGUAUUGAAAUCCUCAGGUCAAGUUCGAAAAUGGGUGGUAUCGGUUCAAGCAUCUGGUAAUAGUACUCAAAAGAAGCCUUUUUAUUCUUUGUUAACACGAUAACUUAAGUAAUUCUCAACCGAUUUAAAAAACAUAGCUAAC